This is a messenger RNA of Drosophila busckii, 1178 nucleotides long. RefSeq names its product probable phosphoserine aminotransferase. Gene Ontology annotation, cellular component: cytoplasm. The transcript is spliced from 3 exons. Gene Ontology annotation, molecular function: O-phospho-L-serine:2-oxoglutarate transaminase activity; pyridoxal phosphate binding. The record is from RefSeq and is a predicted model, not a curated record. Lineage: Eukaryota; Metazoa; Arthropoda; Insecta; Diptera; Drosophilidae. Gene Ontology annotation, biological process: L-serine biosynthetic process. Bases 58 to 1152 code for a protein of 364 amino acids.
UCAGUUAUAAUUUUACAGCUUGUCGUUCAGGUUCUCGCAGCGGAAGACUUUUUGAAUAUGGUUAUCAACUUCGCCGCCGGCCCAGCCAAGUUACCCGAAGAGGUCUUGAAGGAAGUGCAGGCCAACUUGCUCAACUGCAAUGGCAGCGGUAUUUCAGUCAUGGAAAUGUCACAUCGCUCCAGCAAUUAUGCAAAAAUACAUGAUGCAGCGCUUGCCGAUCUGCGUGAGCUGUUGAAGUUGCCUAAAAAUUACAAGGUGCUGCUUAUGCAAGGCGGCGGCACUGGCCAGUUUGCAGCAGUGGCUCUUAAUCUCAUUGGACGCACAGGCACGGCAGAUUACGUCAUCACGGGCUCGUGGUCCGCUAAGGCUGCCAAGGAAGCAGCUCAAUACGGCAAAGUUAAUACGGUCGUGCCAAAAGUGGAUAGGUACAUAGAUGUUCCCAGGCAAGAGACCUGGAAACUAGAUCCGAAUGCAUCCUACGUUUAUUAUUGCGACAAUGAGACUGUCGAUGGCGUUGAGUUUGACUUUGUACCUCAGCUGCCGACAGAUGUGCCCUUGGUAUGCGACAUGUCAUCCAACUUUCUGUCCAGACCCAUUGAUGUCAACAAGUUUGGCGUUAUCUUUGCCGGCGCACAAAAGAACAUUGGGCCAUCUGGCGUAACAGUUGUUAUAGUGCGCGAGGAUCUCAUUGGCAAGCAUCUGAAGAUAACACCAUCUGUGCUAAACUUUGAACUGAUGGAUAAGAACGAUUCACUCUACAACACACCGCCCACUUUCGGUAUAUAUGUAAUGGGACAGGUCUUCCAGUGGAUCAAACGCAAUGGUGGCGUAGCAGGCAUGUGCGAGCGCGCUAAGGCCAAGUCAAAGCUUAUCUAUGACAUUAUCGACAAGUCCAAUGGCUUCUACAUCUGUCCAGUGGCGUCACGUGCCCGCUCACACAUGAACUUACCUUUCCGUAUUGGCAGCGCCACUGGUAACGAGGCGCUGGAAAAGGAAUUCCUGACAAAGGCCGAGUCACAGGGCAUGAUUCAGCUGAAGGGCCAUCGUUCGGUGGGCGGCAUACGGGCCUCUCUCUAUAAUGCCAUCACGCUCGCAGAGACACAGCAGCUGGCCAAGCUCAUGCAGGCUUUCUAUGAAAAUAAUAAAAACUAAACAGUUUGCCUCUUGGUGCACAAUCA